Molecule: messenger RNA, 2529 nt
Organism: Drosophila melanogaster (fruit fly)
Lineage: Eukaryota; Metazoa; Arthropoda; Insecta; Diptera; Drosophilidae
Exons: 4
Coding region: 103-1221 (372 amino acids)
Source: RefSeq, marked reviewed
AUUCCAUUCGGUUUCAGUUUGGCAGUAGCUUCUGCUCGGAAUCAAAAUUUUCCUAUAUUUCGGCCCUUAUUUCAAAAUUAAAAGUCUUUCCAAAUUGUUAAUAUGGUAGUUACCAUUGUUGCCUCUCCGCAUAAAAAAACUGGUCGUGUGGUACCUCCCAAAAGUACCCCAGUUGCCGACAAAUCUCGAUCCGUUUCCACGCUUCUAUCGACUCAUAAGCGAAAGGGGCCGAUGAGCCUUGGAAUCAAGCGUGCCGCAGCCGGCGCGCUAACGAGUCUUAGCGGACCGAUAGCCGCCGGACCUGUGGGCCUUGGCCUGGUCACUGGAACGGAUAGGAAUGGAUUCCCGCAACACAUUGCGGCCUCAAAGGCACAAGCGACAGCAACCCGUCCAGCAGCUCCGAUCCCGCCGCCACGCUCAUACCUCCGGGCAGGGACAUCAGCAGCACCCGCUUCUGCCUCCGCUCGCCUUGCUGCCAAGGUGCCUGGUGCCCCAGUCGUCGGAUUGGUCUCACACACCGGAAGCAGCAACAUAAGCCAACCUCCGUCAGUCACCAAGAAGAGCUCCCUGUCCAGCCGUAAGCUUGGAGGUGGCAAAACCACAGAUUCCAGCAUCAAGCGGCGCGUAAAGUUCUCGGCAAAUGUGCACACAUUCCCUUCCCUUACAAACACCAAGAAGUCCACCCGGAUUGGCGAGCUACAGCUGAAGAAGAAGGUAAAGAAGCUGAAGCGGAUCCGAUCGCGUCGGGAGGGCGGAAGUGGUGAGACAGCGCGUGAUCUCCUUAACUCAAGUGGUAUAGCCGCAAGUAAUCUGGACAUUUACAAACACGGCGUUAUCGUUGAUGUGGAACCAGUUAAAACACCAGAACCACCACGUGUUCUGCGCCUAAACGUUGUGGGCAAAUCAUCGCCGGCGACGGGAAAAUCUGCAUUAAUAACAGCGCUGCGGCGUAAGGCUAAAAGAUCAGCAGAACAGGAAGAAAAGUCCAAAGAAUCUAUAGCUACUGCUACAGGUAGUAGGACCGGAAAGCCCAAGACAAAGACGAUCAGAAAAAGUGGUGGUAGCAGCGCGAAGACUCUGCUCGCAUCCAGCUCUCAUUUGGUGGAUAGUAGGGCUGGCUUAGAGGGGAGGAAGAAAUCAGUAGUAACGGCGGCAACUGCCAGUCAGCGGGUUAGUCAUAAACAAAAACAAAAUGGGCGGCGAGGCCAUGGAAAAAUCUGAAGGCGGCGAUCAGCCGGAGAGUGCUGGCGAGAAGGAGCAGGUGCAUCAAGGAGCAGACCAACAGGUUCAACGGGAAAAGCGUCGUCGAAGUGUGUCUCCUGAUGGGGGCGAUGUAGGCAGUGUAAAGAUGGCUGAUGUGGUUUUAGAAGGCGCAUCGGAUGUUGCCGUAACUAAGAAGCGGAAAAUCACCGAAGAAGCCGCCGCUGCUGCCAAAGUCAACAGCGAAGCCAUCACAUCGGCGACUGGUCCAAACACUUCCACACAAGCAGCCGCCUCCGCCAACGAGGAGGAUGACAAGGACAAGGAAGACGAUAAGGAUGCCAAAAAGAAGAAGAACCGAUGUGGCGAGUGCCGCAAGAAAGUUGGCCUGACCGGUUUCCAGUGUCGCUGCGGCGGUCUGUACUGCGCCGUGCAUCGUUAUUCUGAUAAACAUAACUGCACAUUCGAUUAUAGAGAGCAUGGCGCACAGGAAAUCCGACGCAACAAUCCGGUUGUCGUUGGCGAGAAGAUUCAAAAGAUUUGAAUUUCGAUAUUGUGCCAGUAACAGUAACAGUAGCCGUAGAAUGAUAAUAACCAACUACACAUGAUAAGAGUACAUAUAUAUAUAUAUGCUGCGCUAUAACAAGGAAAGCAACAAGAAAAACAACACCAGCAGAAAGCAUAAACACACACCACACAAAAUCACACAGAGUAAUGCUAAAUGAAUCGAUAAAAACUGUAAUUGUAAUUUAAUUAUAAUGUAAACAGCAAUUUCAAGCAACAAUAGUUCAGAGAAACGAUAACCAAAUACCCCGCAAAAAUGAAGCAACAACUGGAACAACAAUUUCGAUGCUCAACAACGUUAAGCUAGCAACGUCCAGCAGCAAGCUGCGGCAGCAACUUGCCACAAUGCACCAGGAAGCAGCGUUCAGCGGCCAACACCUUUGAACCAGACGCGUGACAGCGUUAGCAAGUGCAACAACAAUCACCGCCGCGUUUGUGGAAUACGCAGAGCAAACGCAGCAACAUCAACAACAACCAGCACAACCGAUUGCCUUGGUCGCCUGCUGAGCUGGGCCGAAAAAAAAACAGUCUUGAAGAAAACACCUUUCAUCGAUCAACGUUGAAAUAGUUUGUUAUUCCAAAUACAAUUUGAAAAUUGUUUGUAUUUAGCUAAAAAUCCAACAAACAACACACGGCCACAUUUGCAACGACAACAAGCACACAACAAACAACAAACCUUUGUUUCAUGUUAUCAAACACCGCAACAAUCUUUUAGUAAGACAAUGUGUGUCAUUUGUUUUUGUAAUAUGUUGGAGUGUAUUAAAU